Molecule: messenger RNA, 1326 nt
Organism: Hydatigera taeniaeformis
Lineage: Eukaryota; Metazoa; Platyhelminthes; Cestoda; Cyclophyllidea; Taeniidae
Source: the annotation of a GenBank genome assembly
AUGGCAGAACCAGUCAUGCGCUUCAGGUUGAUGAGCUGUCUUCGGUUAGUUUUCGUACCCUUGUGCAUAUUUAUACUGACGAUAUCGAAGACAAGCACUUGGAGACGGCAAGACAAGGUGACACUGACGAACUGUACAGAAAACUCUUCGUGUAGAUGGCCUCCCACAACUGUGAAUGAAACUGACCACUGGGAAGGCGGCUUCGACAUCAGCAUUUGUGUGCGACCGACAGUCAACGCAUUGAUGAACGACGAAAAUAAGGUCUAUGGCAUGAGACAGCUAUUUCGAGGAUCUAUUCCGUGGCAUCGAGUGUCGUUUAAAGACCUCGCGACACUUCCUAAGAAAUUGUGGAUGAGUGUAAACUAUCCGACGAUAUACCAAACUUAUCCCCAAGACGUUCCUUUGAGGCAAAUCGUGAGGGACAUCAAAGCUGGCAAUCCAGUUAGUUAUGUGCCAAAGUACAAUUUUCCCAUUCGACUCCUAGCUACCAGCAAAUCAGUUUGCCACGCUGGCUCCAAACACGACUUGGUACUCAUCAUCAAGAGUAGCAUUCUGCGAUGGCACACGCGCAACGUCUUUCGCGACUUCAUGCGUUUGGAGAGGGAACGAUGCCCCAACCUCACUGUCGGCUACGUCUUCAGUCUGGGCAUUCCGCGCAAGCGCGGUGGAAGGCUAUUUAAUCGAGACGGCCAUGUCAUGAAUCUAACCGGCCUUGAUGGCGACCAACUGGAAGCCUUUGAAGGCAAGGCGGAUGAGGUGAUGGAGAGGAUACAUGAGGAGAUAGCCACUCACGACGACAUUGUGUUGGCGGACUACGAGGACACCUACUUCAACCUGACCUUCAAAAGCAUCACCAAUUUCCGUUGGAUGUCCGCCUUCUGUGGUUCUGACAAUGUCCAGCUCUUCAUGACUAUGGAUGACGACCAUCGUGUCAAUCUCUCCAUGGUGGAUGAAUUUAUGCAACGCGUUCCCAUGGAAAUAAGGCGUAACUCCCUCUUCGGCUACGUAGCUACAUACGACAUGGCUAACCGGUCGCCAGGUAAGCGACGCUACCUCUCCUAUCGUGAAGUGCCAUGGGACAGGAUGUGUCCGUACCUUCGUGGCUUCGCUCAGAUAAUCGGACCUGGAGUGGUCGACGACAUGGCCAUUGGAACGGCCUACACGCGACACAACUAUGCUCCAGAGGACGUGUUCUUGGGACUGGUUGCUCAUAAACUCCAAAUUCCCAUUUUAGACGAGAAGAGCAUGUUUGAUCAUGACCUUUACGAGGAGGUGAACAAGGAGAGAAGACCAGCUAUGGUGGCAUUACAUAGAUACUUUCGUUGA